AUGUUGUCAGACUUCGAUAUUUUAGAAGAACUAGAUAAUAUAUUAGCUAACGAAGAGUCAGAUGAUGAGUUCCUUGACGAUUUGUGUUUUGAUGAUGAUGAUUCAGCUGCAUUGGCAUCGCCACCUCUGUCAUGCCGUAACAGAGAAGAACAAAUUCAAUCAUAUGAUGAUAAUAUCGAACAAGGUCUACCAGGAACAUCUGAAACUUAUUUAGACGUGCCAGUUGCUCAACACAUUACUGGUUGUGGAGUUCAAAAACAGGAAUUUGGGUUGAGUGAUGACUCCCUUAUUUCAGAUUUUUUUGAAGCAUUUAUGUCAGAAUUUAUCCUUGGAAAAGUGGCGUUUGAAACCAAUCGGUACGCAGAGCAAUAUUUAAAAAAAGAAGAUAUAGCCCCAAAAUCGAGAAUGAAAUAUUGGAAGCCAACAAAUAUUGGAGAACUUUAUGUGUUUUUAGCUACAAGUAUGCUCAUGGCUCGUAACAAAAAGCUAGAAAUAAAUGAAUAUUGGUCAACAGAUCCACUUCUAAUGUCACCCAUUUUCAGUAAAAUUUUGAGCAGAGAUAGGUAUCUAUUAAUUUUACGUAUGUUACACUUUUGUAAUAAUGAAAAUCAAAAAUCUGGAGAUAGACUUUUUAAAUUAGAUGUGGUAUUGGAUGAAAUCCGUGCCAAUUUCAAGGCUGGUAUGGUACCAUUUCAGAAUUUAGUAAUCGAUGAAAGUUUAGUGUUGUGGAAAGGGAGGUUAAGUUUUAAGCAGUUUAUAAAGUCUAAAAGGCAUCGCUUUGGAGUAAAACUGUUCGUAUUAUGCGAUGUUGAAACCGAUUUUAUUUUAGAUAUUAUAAUUUAUACUGGUGCUGAAACUCGUCUAUUGCAAUGUGAUAAGAACAUAGGCAUAUCUGGGGCAGUUGUUAUGACUUUAAUGGCACCACAUCUAAAAAAAGGACAUAACUUGUACACAGAUAACUGGUACACCUCACCUAUUUUAUGUCAACAUCUAUACAAAAAAAAAACAACAUUAACUGGGACUGUCAGGAAAAAUAGAAGAGGGAUGCCUGAUUUAAAAAAAAAAUUAAAACUAGGUGAAGUACAGAGUAGUCACACACAAAGAAUGAUGGCACUGAAGUGGUUGGAUAGAAGGGAAGUCUAUAUGUUAUCGUCAUUAUAUGAUUCUAGUUCAGCCAGCACAAACAAAAUUGACAGAGCUAGUGGUAAAGUUGUAAAAAAACCUACAUGUAUUGUAAAUUAUAAUGCAUGCAUGGGAAAUAUUGAUAAAUGUGAUAUGCUGCUUAGUUCUGUUGAAUGUGUACGAAAAACCAUGAAGUGGUAUAAAAAAAUAUUCUUUCAUUUAGUUGAUUUAUAUCUUCUAAAUUCUUUUUCGGCAUAUAAAACUGUAAGUGGCAAGAAUAUACCAAUAGCAAAUUUUCAAUUAGAACUUAUUAGACAGCUUUUGGAUAAAUAUGGAAAAUAUAAUAAUAGUCCUAAUAGAGGGAGAGCAAGUACAAAAGAUGAGCCAACUCGACUUACAGCCCGUCAUUUUCCAACAGAUGUGCCUAAAAAUGAAGUUGGAAAAGCUAACCGAAGAAAAUGUAUAGUAUGCUCUAAAAAUAAUAAAAGAAAAGACACAUUAUAUAUGUGUGAUUUAUGUGAUGUUGGAUUAUGUGUAACACCUUGUUUUGGUAUUUACCAUACAAAAACCAAUUACAAAGCUACUCAAUUAUUAUAUUAA
Metopolophium dirhodum (rose-grain aphid) is the source of this 1722-nucleotide messenger RNA. RefSeq names its product piggyBac transposable element-derived protein 4-like. The transcript is spliced from 4 exons. Bases 1 to 1722 code for a protein of 573 amino acids. Lineage: Eukaryota; Metazoa; Arthropoda; Insecta; Hemiptera; Aphididae. The record is from RefSeq and is a predicted model, not a curated record.